Molecule: messenger RNA, 702 nt
Organism: Prunus armeniaca (apricot)
Lineage: Eukaryota; Viridiplantae; Streptophyta; Magnoliopsida; Rosales; Rosaceae
Source: the annotation of a GenBank genome assembly
AUGGAAGAGCAAAUUGCGAGUCUUGUACUGUUGGGGGUAAUUUCAUGGACAACAGCCUUUCUGUUCAUAAGAAAGAUGUUUCCAAAGCGGUCCUUUGACUUCUGCAACCGCCUUGUUUCUACAAUUCAUGCAACUGUAGCUGUAACUUUAGCUUCCUUGUCCGUUGAAGAUUGGAAGUGCCCAGUUUGUCCUCAGGCUUCAACAUCUUCUCCUCAGCAGAUGAAAGCACUCGCCGUGAGCCUUUCGUAUCUCAUCUAUGAUCUGGUGUGUUGCCUCUUUGACAAGAAAUUCAAUCUUGACAACUGCGUCCACCAUUUGGUCAGCAUUGUUGGGAUUGGAGCAGGCCUUGCCUACCAAAAGUGUGGGUCUGAGAUGAUAGCAGCAUUGUGGAUAACAGAGUUGUCUAGCCCUUUCCUCCACUUAAGGGAGCUUCUCAAAGAGCUUGGUUACAGGGACACCGACCUCAACUUAGCAGCCGAUAUUUCAUUUGCAGCUAUAUUCACGGUUGCAAGGAUGGUUGGGGGACCUUAUCUCAGUUACGUGACUCUAUCUGCUAACAAUCCUUUCAUCAUCAAGGCCAUGGCACUAGGAUUGCAGCUGGUCAGCGCUUUCUGGUUCUACAAGAUUGCAAAGAUGGUCAAAUACAAAGUGAUCAAGAGGACUGGGCCUAAACAAGUUGACGCAACCCAAGGUAGAGACUAG